GAGAAGGGUGACCUUUCUCCCCGCGGAAAGGUUUUUUCUGUAGACUGCAGUCUAAUGCUCUUUGAAUGCAAAAAAUGAAGACCGAAACGACCCAACAGUUCAAUGCAAAUUUUGUGUCUUCCCUCCAAAAAGCCAACUGUGAACAAAAUCCAAAGCAAUACCGAUGGCUAGAGCAGUGCUAUGAGAUAGUUAUUUCUGCAAAAUCUGAUGAUGAUUUGCCUAUUAUCCCGAUUGAUGGAGGUUCAGAUGCUGGUAUGUUCUGCGUCGUUGGUGCCCAAUUUGAUCCUUCUCGGAUAAUUUAUCAUGGUCAUGAUAAUAAUUCUUCAAAAUCUAUGAAACCCGGUGAUAUAAUUUUAGCUAUCAACGGUUAUGAACUCUCAGGAUAUACAAAACGUGAUGCUGUUACAUUGUGUAAUGCUUGUCUACAGUCUCAGUCUCAUGUUCGACUACAUCUUAGUCCACCGCAUGCUUUAGCAACAAGCAGUACAAUGCUGUCAAGUUUUUUAGCCAUUUCCUUUGCAAUGGACUCACCGGAGUAUGCUCUUCAAGAAAAAAUACGAGAAAAUGUAUACCAGCGUGUAGUACCAUGUACAACUAGACUGCCUAGAGCAGAAGAAGUAGAUGGGGUACACUAUCGUUUUAUGAAUGUGCCUCAAUUUCUUGCACUUGAACGUAGCGGACAAUUGUUGGAAAGUGGAAUGUACAAAGGCAAUCAUUAUGGUACGCCUCGACCAGAUCCUGAUUCUACCGCUUUGGAUAGUAUAUUCCUGGAGCAAUUUCAAAUGUCAUCGACUGACAUUUCUCAAAUUAGUGAUGAUGCGUGCUGGUGUAAAAUUAAGCGAUUCCAUUCAACUGCCUACCUGUUCCCCACCACCACCUCCUCCAAUACGUAAUUCAUCAAUUACAAAAAAUUCUAAUAUUACUUGUAGCAAUGGUAAAUCAAAUGGUUUUCUUGCUUUAUGCAAAAAUGACAGUUAUGUUUCAAAAGCAUCAGAUAACAGUGACAAUAAACAUUUAAAUGGAUUAAUCAGUGAUUUUGAUAGUAAGAUAUAUCUUCCUCGUCCCAACUUUAAUAAUGAGACCAGUUUAUGGUCACCGGUUGGAUUACAUACAAAUGGUGACAAUCAGUCUUCAUUUAUUAAUACUACUACUACUACUACUGCUACUACUACCACUACUACUACUAAUAAUAAUAAUAAUGCCUCUUCUACAAUCAGUUCUAAUCAUGUCAGCACUUCUAGAAUAGACGGUUGUACACCUGUUGAUGGCAUCGAUAGCUUUUGUGAUCAAACUGCCUAUUCAGUGGAUAAAUUAGAUCAACCUGGUGAACAUGUAUUACCAUAUGGUUGGGAAAUUGUGCAAGAUAUUAAGUAUGGUACCUUUUAUAUUGACCAUAUUAAUAAGCAUACACAAUAUGAACCACCAACAGUGGAAGACUUUCAAAUAGCAGAGAAAGCACGUCUAAAGUAUUUAUCACAAAUUGAAUCAGUGAAUGAUAAUAGUAACAAUCCAAUUACAAAUUUGAAAAAUAUCAAGUCUGUACCAAUUGAUAUCAAUUGUAAUGGCAAGAAAACAGCGAAUGGUGAUACUCCUGAUGAUGAGGAGUGCAGUGAACAAGUCUCAUCAGUUGACGACGACGGUGGUCGUAUUACACCAAUGACUUUCUGUUCAGAUUUGAAACAAUUAAGAGGUCCACUAAUUACCACAACUUUAGUAAAAAGUCCACGUGGUUUUGGAUUUACAAUUAUCGGUGGUUCUGAUUGUAAUCGGUCAGCAUAUCUACAGGUAAAACAUCUUGUACCAGGUGGUCCAGCUUCAUUGAACAGUCAGUUGGCAGUUGGUGAUGUAAUGGUUAGUGUAAAUGGUACAAAUGUUCUUGGCUAUACGCAUUCUCAAUUGGUGUCAUUAUUUCAAUCAAUUCCAGUUGGUGCUAGCAUCAGUUUACUUGUAUCACAAGGUUAUCGAUUGAGAAGAGAUGUCAAUGAUUCUCCUAAUCGUAUGAAUGCAAUAUCCGAUGGUCUUGGAUCAUCGCUUCCAUCUGGAAACAACAUCAAACUUGGAGAAGAUACGUUAAGUGAUCUGCCUUCUUCCGAUUCACAUCCACCUGGUUCAUCUAGGAAUUCUGCUGUAAUCUCUUCACAUUCAUCUCUUUCACCUCCUUCUUCCAAUGGUACUUCUUCCCAAGAACUUAUUGUUCGUUCUCCAUCUAAUCCACAUGGUGCUGGUAAACUGAGAAGUUCACAAAGACCUGAAUUUUUAAAGGUUUCAAUUUUUAAGCAAGCUAAUGGUUUUGGAUUCACAUUAGCCGAUCAUAUUCAAGGACAACAUGUAAAGGCUAUAUCAGAUCCAGCACGCUGUGGUCGACUUCGUGUUGGUGAUGUGGUUGUCGAGAUUAAUGACCAACGUGUAAAAGAUAUGCCUCAUGUGGAAGUGGUUCAAAUAUUGAAACAGUGUCCAGUUGGUAAAGAAGCUCGUUUACUUGUUCAACGUGGUGGUCUGUAUACUUCUCCGUUGUCAUUGUUGGAUUCUGAGUUACUCGGAAUGAAUUCUUUGAAUUUAAGCGAACAGCGUUAUCGUGGGAAUACAGUGAAUCAUCAGUAUGUCGAUAAUGUAAAUUCCAAAACGAAUGCGUUAUUACAGUCGACAGUAACAGUGGUUCCUUCACCUUCCAACAGUACUACUAUUGCUGCUAGUAUACUGAACACUACUAACAACUUGAGUUUGAUUUAUGCUACACCACAACCUCAAAGAAAUAAUGUCUCCUCCAGAAUUGGCUAUCAUCAUACAUCUGGUAGUACAGGAGAGAACAGUAUCUCUUCAAGCAGUUCAUCACAUAUACGUGCACAAACCCCAGACCCAUAUGUAGAUCGGUGUUUAGGCCUAGAUAGCCCUAGUCAUCAAUGGCAUCAUCAUCCUCAUCAACAACAGCAACAUCCUCUAUAUCAACAUCAAACCUCAGAUUUAGCUACUAAUCCAAAUAUCGACCAUCCAGAUUAUAUUCCUCAUUAUUCACCAAGUAACAAUAAUGGGAAUAAUGCAAAUUUGACUGUUAUUCACGAUCGACGCCGACGCGUACAUCCUGUCGAUGAUAGUGUUGUUGGCCUAAAUAAAGAUAACUUUCCAUCCGGAUCGCCUAACUCAUCAACAACUUAUGGUUCGCUACUACGACCUGGUCGCAUGCUUCCUUUGCGUUAUUCUCAAUCAGCUGUUAGCAAUCGACCUAAUAAUAGUACUGUUCCAUCUGGACCAUUGUGUAUGCUUCCAGGAGAAUUUCUUGUGCACUUGAAACGUCAGUCAACUGGUUUUGGAUUUAAUUUAGUCGGAGGAGCUGAAGAAAAUACUCAGGUAUCCAUUGGUGCUAUGCUCAUGGGGGGUUCAGCACAACUUAGUGGCGUUGUACGUACUGGAGACAAGCUUAUAUCAAUCGAUGGCGUACGUGUAAUCGGUGCAACGCAUGCAGAAGUUGUCGAUUUAUUGGAUAGAGCUGCACAUACUGUGGGUCAAGUUACACUUGGUUUACAAAGAGGAAAGGUUGAAUCGGAGAACAACAAUGCUCGUCGUUUGUCAGAGCCAGUAGAUGUUGUCAUUUCAAGAAGUGAAAAAGGCGAUGGUUUCGGUUUCUUUUUGACAAAUACAAGACCAGGAAGUAAUCCACAGUCUAAACAUUCAAAUCCGAACAAUAGUCUUCAGAAUGCAGAAUAUAUCGCUCAACUUGUGCCGGGUAGUCAAGCGGAGCGUAUGGGUCUACUGUCUGUUGGUGAUCAAAUAUUGGCUGUAAACGGUAUUCCAACUUGUGGAUUACAUCAUGAUGAGGUUGUUCGUCUUAUUCGAGAAAGUGGUAAUCAUAUUGCCUUGAAAAUUUUACCAUAUUCUGGCUCAGCACCACGUGGGCGUAAACAUCCUUUACCUAUUAGAGAUUCAGUAGAGUUCCCUGUAACACUGUUUCGUGGAAGUCGGGGUUUUGGUUUUUCGAUUCGUGGUGGACAAGAAUUUAAUCAAAUGCCUUUAGUAGUCUUACGUAUUGCAGAUGGUGGUGCUGCUCAAAUGGAUGGUAAUUUAAAGGUUGGUGAUGAGUUAGUCGAAAUAAAUGGUUAUUCAACUAUUGGUAUGUCACAUGGACAAGCUAUUGAAAUUAUUCAACGCGGUGGAAGUACAAUGCGAUUAAUUGUACGACGACGUUCUUCACAUGUCAAACCACAACAACUAUCUAAUGGUUUAGUUAAUGUUACUGACAAUCGUACAAUGACAGGACCAUCAUAAAUAAAGUCUUAUACAGGUAAAAUAUAAACAAAUGCACAGACGUAGUUUUAACAAAUAUGAUGCUUCAUCCAACUGGUUUCAGCGAGCGAUAAUAGAAAAAAAUCAUUCCUCUCCUAAUAAUAACAGUAGUGGUAAUACGAAUCAUUUUCAGAGGAAAAGUGAAUUUCUCCGAUGGACAAUCCGUAAAUAAAUGAAUCGAUAACAACUCUGCAUGUGUUUAUUUAUUUUACUGAUUUGCUUAGGCUGAUCAAAUACUUUCACAGUGUCAUUGUUUGUUUCUCUUUUGUUGUGUAUUUCUUUACCAUUUUUAUUUCUUAUAUGAUUUUUGUUCGUAUUCAUUCUCGGCCUUCGUCAAACUCUUUCAAACCUCGCUCACUUUGUUCAUCACUGAAGAUAAAUGAACAAAGUGUAUAUUUCCUUGUUCAAUAGUCAAUUUAUUUGAUCUUUUUUUUUUCUAAGCUAACUUUUACUUUUCACUUUCUGGCAAUCAUGAUGACGAUAAAUUGAAUGAUGAAUAUACUCCGAUACAUUAUUUUUACAUACUACUACGCUUUUUACCAUUAUUUCUACUACAGUUACUAGUAAUAUAUUGCUGUCAUACAUUAUAACGACAGUAUAAAGAAUGAACAAAAUUAUUGAUGAUCACUUUUUCCAGAUAUCAUCAAUGAUGGAAUCACUUUAAAACGGAAAGAGACUGUUCCACGUGAAUACGUAAUCACUGUACUUUACUGUUCUCAUACUCGUAUUGACUUAUGUUGAUUCAUCUAAUCAGAAAUUUGUAUUUUAUUUUAUUUUACUUAUGCUUAUUUCAUAAAUGAAUGAUACGCG
Heterobilharzia americana is the source of this 5088-nucleotide messenger RNA. The record is from the annotation of a GenBank genome assembly. NCBI's taxonomy places the organism in Eukaryota, Metazoa, Platyhelminthes, Trematoda, Strigeidida, Schistosomatidae.